Molecule: messenger RNA, 1674 nt
Organism: Fusarium redolens
Lineage: Eukaryota; Fungi; Ascomycota; Sordariomycetes; Hypocreales; Nectriaceae
Product: S-adenosyl-L-methionine-dependent methyltransferase
Exons: 9
Coding region: 369-1352 (327 amino acids)
Molecular function (GO): methyltransferase activity
Source: RefSeq, a predicted model, not a curated record
CAACACGUGACAUUUCCUGAUGCAGAGGCGGGUCUCGGGGAGCCACAAAACUUAGGACCUCUAUCCUAAGUGAUGAAAAGAUUUAGGUAAAUUUAGGAUAAACUUAGGACGCCUUCAGACCAGUUAUUUUUUUCACUAGCGAUAAAGGCUUUAAGUUUUCUUGGCGGGGAACCUGGUGUUGUGUUGGUUGUGUCUAUGUCUAUUGCAACGGUUUAAGUACAACCAACAUGCGUUUGCAAAAUGUCAGGCAACAUCUCUCGCCAAUCACAGUCGUCGCCAAGCAUGCAUAUACACGAUAAGAAUCAGUUCAUCCUCCCCAUGGUUGAAGCGCAUUAAUAUCUCAACAGAAGCAAUUCAUUCAUGCCAAGAUGGCUGAGACGAACGAACAGCCUGUUGUUGUACCGGAUGAGCAGGAGGACAAUGAGUCUACGUUGGGUGAGGACUCCGCGUCUACUACAGCAAGUGUAUCUGAAUCAAUCUUUAAUUACCGCUGUGAAAACGGGAGAACAUAUCAUGCGUAUAAAGACGGCAAGUAUGUCUUGCCGAAUGACGAGAGGGAGAAUGAAAGAUUAGAUCUACAGCAUAAUCUGUUCUUGCUCACCUUUGGCGAUAAGCUUGGCCUCGCGCCACCUUGUUACCCAGACGCAAAAGUGAAUCAUGUCUUGGACUUGGGAACUGGGACGGGUAUUUGGGCCAUGGACUUUGCAGAUGAACAUCCUGAAGCAGAAGUCAUCGGCGUCGACCUUUCCCCAAUUCAACCAAGCUUCAUUCCUCCUAACGUGAGCUUUGAGAUCGACGAUGUUGAAGACGAGUGGACUUACUCGAAGCCAUUUGACUACAUCCACAGCCGUUUCAUGACAUCUUGCAUAGGCGACUGGAAAAAAUACCUCACUCAAUGCUUCCAAAACUUAACCCCCAGCGGUUACCUCGAGCUCCAAGAAGCAGAUCUCACCAUCAAAUCCGAUGACGACACCGUAAAGCCCGAUAACGCACUUCUCAAAGGUCUCAAGCUCCUACAAGAGGCAUCAGAACGGUUCGGCCGUCCUUACGUAGAUAUCCCAGCACUGGUGGAUGUCAUGACGGAGAUUGGCUUCGUUGAUGUCAAGAUCGAGAGGUUUAGGUGGCCGAGUAAUUCAUGGCCGAAGGAUAAGAAGUAUAAAGAGCUUGGUGCUUGGUGUUAUGAGAACUUUUCUAGUGGACUUGAAGCAAUUACUAUGGCGGCGCUGACGAGGGGCCAUGGGUGGAGUGUAGAGGAUACAACUGUGUUUCUGACGGAGGUGAGGAAGACUAUGGGAGAUAAGAAGAUCCAUGCCUACUGGCCAAUUUAUUCCAUUUACGGGAGGAAGCCCUAGUGCAGUGGUCUGACGAGAGAGCGUUGGAGAACGUGAGGUUGAGCGCGAGGAUGGGUCAUGUAACUCAGCUUUCUUUUUGUGCAAAGUUAACAUUUCCAUUUCGUGAUACCAUACAAUUCUUCUCGGACAUGUUCUUCUCGUGCGACGGUACACGGCGUUGAAAUAGACUUGGUACCUCAUGCAGAUCAUGCAACCAAAAACUCUAGUACAGGGAUCCUAGCGUCACGACAUCUGACCAGCAUCUUGGCGUAACCUGGGAUAUCGUCGGCCUACAACAUCUCAUUUUGAUAUCAAUGAAAUAUGUAUCAUGAGAGGAAUUCAG